This is a messenger RNA of Tachysurus vachellii, 3046 nucleotides long. RefSeq names its product erythrocyte membrane protein band 4.1 like 4B (gene epb41l4b). Gene Ontology annotation, cellular component: cytoskeleton. Gene Ontology annotation, molecular function: cytoskeletal protein binding. The record is from RefSeq and is a predicted model, not a curated record. Lineage: Eukaryota; Metazoa; Chordata; Actinopteri; Siluriformes; Bagridae. The transcript has 24 exons. Bases 485 to 2734 code for a protein of 749 amino acids.
GUUUGAGCGUUUCUCUGAGCAUGCGCAGUAAAAGCUGCGCGGCCAGUUCCUCUGGAUUACUUACCUGGAAGGUGCAUCAGUUUCGGUCAGUGGAGAAAGCGAAAAAAUACCGCGAGCGGAAAAAAAAAUACACGCGGGUCUCGAAACUAAAACCGCAAUCAUACUGAUGGACAUUGAUGGCGCUGAAGAUCUAGUGAAAUAAACAUUACGCAGUGGGGAGACGCUGAGAACGUCUGAGAAGCUCCGAGGCAGAGAGAGAGAGAGAGUGUGUGUGUGUUUUCUCUGUCCUGCGUGACAAGUCCUCCAGCUCUCUACAGGUCUGCGUCUCAUCAGCUCGCUCUGGUGCCGCAGGACCGCUGUGUUCGUGAUCUCCAUAAUCAUCCGGCGCUCAUAUUCACCUCGGAGCGCGUAUUACGGACUUCACACGUCACUUUCCGCGGUUCGCCGCGUCGCUUCUUCGCCCGCUUUCUCUUUCACUUGAAAGAUGAUGAGUUUUCUGCGCAGGACGUUCAGCCUCCGCUCACGGAGACGAUUCCGACCGUCCGAUGAGCUCGACGGUGGCGGACGAGGCGUAAACCCUGCGCUUCAGUCUCACCAGCAGCAGCACCAGAUACCCGCCGUGGUGACCGGAGGCACUGUGGUGCAUAUCCCCGCCGCGGGCAACAGCAAAGCGGCCAUCACAUGCAGAGUUCUGCUGUUAGACGGCUCGGAUGUCAAUGUAGAAUUACCGAAAAAUGCAAAGGGACAGGACCUGUUUGAUCAAAUCAUGUAUCAUUUGGACCUUGUUGAGGCUGAUUAUUUUGGACUGCAGUUCAUGGACCCGGAACAGGUUACGCACUGGCUGGAUGUUGCCAAACCCAUAAAAAAGCAGAUUAGAUACGGACCCUCGUACAGGCUGUUUUUCAGGGUGAAGUUCUACUCAUCAGAACCCAAUAACCUUCAUGAGGAGUUCACAAGGUACCUCUUUGUGCUGCAGCUCAGACAAGACAUUCUGUCUGGCAAAUUAAAGUGUCCAUAUGAUGUAUCUGUGGAUCUUGGGGCUUAUUGCCUACAGAGUGAGUUGGGAGAUUGCGACCCAUUAGAACACACUCCGCUGUUGGUGUCAGAGUUCCGGUUCUCGCCUAACCAGUCAGAGAUAAUGGAGGCGGACAUUUACCGCAAAUGGGCCGAGUGCAGAGGAGUGAGUCCAUCACAAGCUGAGCUGAACUUUCUGAAUAAGUGUAAGUGGCUGGAGAUGUAUGGCGUUGACAUGCAUUUUGUAAAGGGACGUGAUGGGGGAGAUUAUGCUCUGGGUCUUACACCAACAGGAAUUCUGGUGUUUGAAAGGUCUAACAAAAUUGGCCUCUUCUUUUGGCCCAAAAUCACACGUCUGGAUUUCAAGAAGAACAGGCUGACACUAAUGGUUGUGGAAGAUGAUGAACAGGGUCGUGAGCAGGAGCACACAUUUAUGUUUCUGCUCUCCAGUUCAGCAGCAUGUAAGCAGCUGUGGAAGUGUGCCGUCGAAAGCCAUGCUUUCUUCCGCCUCAGACAGCCGACCCAGAGCAAAGCGAGCCGCAAUGACUUCACACGCCUUGGCUCACGCUUCCGCUUCAGCGGAAGGACCGAGUAUCAAACAACUCAUUCAGGCAGGAUCAGAAGGGCAAGCACUUUUGAGAGACGUCCAAGCAAAAGAUAUCCAUCCAGAACCCAAUCACUUGGCAAAGCCAUUACUCCAGCAAAACAUCACCAUCCAAGUGCCCAGCCUAGUCCUGAUCCCAAAUUAAAACCGACAUUGAUUUCUUUGAAGUAUCAGCACAACAUUCCGAUUGGUCAGGAGCCUUGGUCCAGAACACACCCACCCAGUUUGACGCCACCCCUUUACAUCCAGCCGACUGAAAUGGCACACAAUCCACCACCUCACAGACCGCCCCAUGCAGGCAGACCCUCUUUCAGCGACAUAGUAUUGGAUUUUAGUUUCCCACUGAGCAGUGCAGAUACCCAAAGGUUCAGUGUGGAAGAGAAUGAGACUCUGCUUUCAGCAACGCUUCACUACUGCUAUCGAUGGCAUGGAUAUGAGAAACAGGAAGUCCCAUGCCUCACUUUAACCAAGCCUAAGCCAUGGGAUGUUCCUGCAGCGCACACAGAAGAUGUUGACCGAUCUUUACGGAGUCCGAAACAGUUUCAACCAGAUACAAUACCCUGGCCAACACUUCACAUCAACAUUGAUACAGCAGAAGAAAAGUUACUGUCAGAAAAAAGCCUCCCUUCUUCUCCAGCUGGCAUACAGGAUCAGCGCAAAAGCAAUGUUCUCAGACAUACGAUGCACAGUGAGAGUGCAAAUUCACGGGGAAAUUGUUCCAGUGGAGACCCGGACAACAGAAUGGCCAGCUCCUCUCAGGAUUCAGCCUCCAGCAGUGCGACAACGGAAAGGCCACGACUGGAACGCCGCAAACGCCUUGUUAGACAGUUCAGCUUUAACCACAGUGAUGAAGAUGAUCUCCCAGAUGCGCUUGCAGCCAUUUCUUCACAGAGCAACAUGAAAAGAUCCACGUCCAACAGCUCGCUGGACAAACAGGUCCAGCCACCAAUCUACCCCCCGCAAAAAGUCUCACCAUUGGAGCACAGCAACAAAUCUCCAUUCUAUUCAGGGUCAGUCAAUCAUUACCUCCAUUUCAGUGCACGCAACCAGAGCAACGAAGACCUGAGAAUGGAGAGAGAAAAGCUGCUGAGAGCUUUACUCAUGACAGAACUCUGAGACUGUACACACAGUCAUACAUAUGCAUAAUCAGUUGUGCUGUAAUGAUUUUUUUUUACAUUUAAGUGGUAUUAAUUAUAUUUCUAAUUGUAGAGCUUAUCACUCUUACAGCGCACAUGUGCAAAUUCAUGCUUCUAAAAUAUUAUUUAUUAAAAAAAACUUUUAUUUGCUGCACCUGCUUUUAAAGGGUACUUUAUUUAGUCCUCAUGCUUGUUUUACGCCAUGAUUAGAGCAUAUUGUAUGUGAGUUAUUGUAAAUAAUGCACUGCACAUGCCUAAUGUACAUACACUGUAAUAAAAAAGGGAUCUUUCA